Messenger RNA from Danio aesculapii, 2283 nucleotides. RefSeq names its product distal-less homeobox 1a (gene dlx1a). Gene Ontology annotation, biological process: embryo development; negative regulation of transcription by RNA polymerase II; cell differentiation. Lineage: Eukaryota; Metazoa; Chordata; Actinopteri; Cypriniformes; Danionidae. The record is from RefSeq and is a predicted model, not a curated record. The transcript has 3 exons. The coding region runs from base 554 to 1312 and encodes 252 amino acids. Gene Ontology annotation, molecular function: DNA-binding transcription factor activity, RNA polymerase II-specific; RNA polymerase II cis-regulatory region sequence-specific DNA binding.
AUUUCCCCUAGUUGUGGUAAUAAUGCAUUUGUAAUUUUAUUUUGGUGAUAAUUUGUUUAUUGAUGUAGGCCUAACACUGAUAUCAAAAAAAAUAAUGUGAUUAUAAAAAAUGAUUAUAAUUUACACUGUGUGAGACACGUUUGGUGGUUUCGGAGGAAUUGUGUUUGAGCCUCCCAAGUACGGCCUGUGCGUCUCGGUCCAUUCCCUAAAUUUCUACAUUAGCAUUGCACAAUAGAGUCACAGGUUGGUCUUAUUUCUUGAGUUUAUCAGGUCCGUCGGACCCGACCCUCGGAUUACCAAUCCGCAUCGCUCUUGGAGGGAGUGGACCAAUCAGAGAGCACCUUGGAUAAAUAUUCAUGAUUCCCUGAUUCAAACCUUUGAGCGAGUUUGUGUGGAUCCACAGCAUCGUACCUAGACUUUUCACAGAGACAAACUACAUUUUCUUAUGAAUGGAAAGUGAAAAAAUCAGUUGAGCUUAAAUUGGGAUCCAUCCUUCACUCAGAUCAUAGAAGAAAACAAAAAAGCAGGGAGAGAGAGAGAGAGAGCGAGAGACAUGACCAUGUCUACAAUACCAGAGAGUCUAAACAGCCCAGUCUCAGGAAAGAGCGUGUUCAUGGAAUUUGGGCCACCAAGUCAGCAAAUGUCGCCUUCAUCUAUGACCCACGGACAUUACUCAAUGCACUGUUUACACUCCUCCGGACACCCGCAACACGACAGCGCAUACAGCCCGGCUCCGUCCUUCCCAAGAUCUCUGCCUUAUCCAUACGUCAACUCGGUCGGUAGCCAUUCCUCCAGUCCGUACCUCAGCACCGUGCAGACCUACCCAAACAACUCGGCUUUGGCGCAGACCCGAUUGGAGGACCCAGCACCGGAGUCGGAGAAAAACACAGUGGUGGAAGGAGGAGAGGUUCGUUUCAACGGGAAAGGCAAAAAGAUCCGCAAGCCCCGGACCAUCUACUCCAGUCUCCAGCUGCAGGCUCUGAACAGGCGGUUCCAGCAAACCCAGUAUCUGGCUCUGCCGGAGAGAGCCGAGCUCGCCGCAUCACUGGGGCUCACGCAAACACAGGUGAAGAUCUGGUUUCAGAACAAACGCUCCAAGUUUAAGAAACUGAUGAAGCAGGGCGGAGGAACAAUAGACACGAACGCUUUGGCUAACGGGCGCGGACUGUCCACCGGAUCUCCAUCAGUUGCGCCCGUCUGGAACACAACAGCCACCGUCAAAACAUCCACACCGACCUCUUAUAUUCCCAGUUACACCUCAUGGUAUCCCACAGCACACCAGGACACUAUGCAGCAGCCACAGCUCAUGUGAACCAGGACUGCUGAAACAACCCCGCCCCUCUGUCCACCAAUGGCCCAGUUCAGGGGACCCGACGCAGGCAGUCACUCUGCGGCCUUACACACCCUGGCCCUUCGCAGCCCAGACCAGAUGUGAUCCGGAGACGGUCUCUCUCGCUCUUUUUCACACAAAAAAGACACCUGCUGACACUCACUGUCCAGCGGGGACUGAACCAGGGUCGUCCGGUCGCACCGGAGAAGAACCACGUCUCUUUUUUGAAUUGAAGGGAAUGGCGGGAAAGUGGGUCAAAUCAAAGCUGCUACUCUCCCCUUUCCGUGACUCCUUUUGUUGUUGUUGUUGUGUAAAAAAAUCAUGAGACUAGUCACCAAUGUAUUUCGUUUCCUUCAAAUUUGUUGUUUCCAUAUGAUAUUUGGAGUUACCGGGUUGAACAUUACACCAAACUGCGCGUUUCUUUCCAAAAGGUGGCUACAAAACAGUCGCUUCAGGCUUAUUCAGCGUGUAAAGACUGGGAUAAAUCACACCGUGAGCAAGUCUCCUGAUUUUCCCCAUUUUAAAGGGAAGAAAAGACAUCUUUAAACAAGAUUAUUUUGUAUGUACGGCGUUUUUUGUGUUUAUUUAAAUAUAACUUAUUUAGAUUACGUUUUUGUUUUUACUAUCUGUUUGUAUGUUUUAUUUAAAAAAAAAAUAAUAAAUGUUCUUUAAAUUAUGAUGUGAGGCUGCACUAUAAAACAGAAACACUUCCCUCGGAUUUGAACCUAAUUUGUAAACCCGAGUGUUUUAUUUCAUUGGAUCACACAAAGAGAUAACCGCGUCGAUCAUCAGCGCUGGAUGGGAAGUGUUGACAGCUCUUAAAUGUACAGAAAUAGUCGUUUUCGUUGUGUGCUGAAUAAUUUGUGGACAAGGAUCUAAACAUGGUUGUGUUUUAUUAAAUUUCAUGUGUUUUUUCCGUUUUACAUUGAUAAAAAUAACAUAGUUUAAUAGCC